GGGUGUGCAGUCGUAAGUACGACUCAGAGGAGCCAGGAAGUAACUUCGAGCUGAGCUGCGCAGAGAGACGGUUACGGGGAAAAAACGCGGAGAGCCAGCAUCGUUGUUGAAGGAGGACGGGCGCACACGCUGGACGUGAGGGGUAGCCUAGCCAGGCACCAAACCGACCCGACACUCUCUCGGACUGGGGGGCUGAGCGCGGCGCCCCGCUGGAACCCCUCACACAGAGCGGACUGUACCUUACCUCACACGAGAGGAAGGAAGAAAGUUUAGAAGCGGGAUCUGGGAGAGUUGCAAAGCUUUCUCUGGCGCUCGAAUCGGUUUUCUUUUCCUCUCAUUUUUUUGGGGGGGGUGAAUAAUUGUAAAGAUGCCCCGAGUGGUCCCCGAUCAGAGGAGCAAGUUUGAAAACGAGGAGUUCUUCAGGAAACUGAGCCGGGAGUGCGAGAUCAAGUACACCGGCUUCCGAGACCGGCCCCACGAGGAGAGGCAAGCGCGUUUCCAGAACGCCUGUCGGGAUGGGCGUUCAGAAAUAGCUUUUGUGGCGACAGGAACCAACCUCUCCCUGCAGUUCUUCCCGGCGAACCUGCACGGAGACCAGCGACAGGCUCCCAGCCGGGAGUACGUGGACUUCGAGCGCGAGACCGGGAAGGUGUACCUGAAGGCCCCCAUGAUCCUGAACGGCGUGUGUGUCAUCUGGAGGGGCUGGAUCGACCUGCAGCGUCUGGAUGGGAUGGGCUGUCUGGAGUUCGACGAGGAGAGGGCUCAGCAAGAGGACGCCCUGGCCCAGCAGGCCUUCGAGGAGGCGCGGAGGAGGACCCGGGACUUCGAGGACAGGGACCGCUCUCACCGAGAGGACAUGGAGGCGCGGCGGCAGCAGGACCCCAGCCCCGGCUCCAACAUGGGCGGCGGCGAAGACAGGACCUUGCGCUAAGCGCCCCCUGCUGUCCGGCUGUGAGAAUGCAGGCGUUUCGGCCGGCUUUCAACUCGCCAGCGUCUGAGUGGAACAGGAGACCAAAGUCCAGGGGGCUGGAGGGGUGUUGCUGGUCCUUUGUCUGGCCGGGGGGGGGGGAGGGAGGGGGCAGGCUGGCUGAGACCUCUCCCCCAGGGGUUUGCACUAUGUUUUAAGUUAUAUUACCCACCAAUUUUCUAUCGUAUGCAUGGAGCUUGUAACACCUCUUCUGCAGGUUUUUUAAAAUUCUUUUGUUUCUUAUGCAAGCUUAUUAUUUUAAGCAUUAUUUUAAUAAUGGCAUUUGAUUAUUUUUUAUUAACAGUUUGUGUGACAAGUCAGGAUGUUUACUUUUUCUUUGUUUUAUAUAUAUAUAUGUAGGUCAAAAAUUGUUCCUGGUUUAUUGCGGGAUUUCCGUGAAAAGAAAAAAAAUCAGUUUUUAAAGAAAAAGGAAGAAAAAUAACCUGCUGGUGAAGAACACUUCCUUGUGUUUUCUGAGUUUUUCACUUCUCGCGCUCUGUCUCCUUUUGCUGUCUGACUGAAGCGUGUGUGAAAAUGCUUAAAGCAGAAACAGCAGCACAGAUCCACAUUAGUCACUGUAGCUCAGAGCAUGCUCAUUGCAAGACAAGUUCACCCCCUUCUCCUUUCUGGAGAGGCCUCACUCACUGUUCAACUGAUCUGUCUUUAAUCGCUCUGUGGAAUCAGUGUUCGUGCGCACAGUGGCAGUGGAUUUUUAAAAAUCAAAAAUGUUGCAUUUCUGGCAUUCCCAGCCCUGUUUAAAACUUUAAAGGAUCAAGGAUUUAGCACAAAGACCCUUUGGAUACAUUUGAAAAAUGCACAGUAUUUGGAAAUCUGUAUACCGAAUAAUUAGAGCUGGAAUUUGGAAACUAAACUGCUGAAAACAAAGGUAUAGCUUUAUUAAAUGUAGGUCAGCUCCUGUCUCUCAUGUUGGAGAUCUUGCCAAACUCUCGCGAGGCAUGGAGGAGAGAGUAAGGCUGACAUUCAGGAAGGGGAGAUAACUGCUUAUUCAGCUGGAAUUACAUUAAAGCCAAGCUGCACAGAGGCCACACCAGGAGAAAACUGAGCAAGCUGAGCAGCUUUGUAAAGGUCCAAGCUCCCCCUCAGUAAAGCUGCCAGGGGUGCUAAGAGUCGAGUUGACAGGGAUCGGGUGAAAAUGUCCAGCCUUCUUAGCCAACGGUUGCAUUGUAUCGUGUUUUGUGGCUUUUGCAAAGGCUUCCAAUUUAAAAUGUUAUUUUGGAGCGAGGCCCUUGGAGAUCGGCAGCAGGGGAUGGUUUCUGUAUUUUAAGGGAGGGGACUGUGAUGUAAUGUUGGAAGGAGCCACGAACGUGCUUGUGAGGGGGAUGGGGGAGAGGGGGCGAGGGGGGGAGCGCAGGACCGGCGUGCAGGAGGAAAGGCAGGGGGAGAUGGGUUGUGCGCCUGCGGAGUCCUCACCGUGCUUCUUUAGCACUGUUUUUACUUGCAGGGCUCUGACAGCAAAGACCCACAGGACUGGGUCUUGUUAGCAGCACAGCGCGUUUCUCUCGCAGCCUGUCCUUCUGUGUCUUUUUCUAUGGAUUUCAAACCAUAAUCUGGAAACGCCUGCGUCUUUUUUAAACUCCAUUUAACGGACAGUCUGGGUCCGAUUUAUAUUCAACCCACAAACCAAACUGUUGUUUUUUGCAAUAGUGCUGUAGCAUAUAUUAUACACCAGAACUGUUUAUGCAACCUACCUCCAGCUACUACCAAAAAGCGGAUUUGGGUUUUAUUAUUUGGGUGUUUUUGCUGGUUGGUGUUUUUUUGUUGGAACGUGAAGAGCAGGCCUGGCUGAAGAGAGCCUGGGUUGACCUCUGACCUCUCCCAUCAGUGAUUGCUGACAUGCCUGUGCUCUGCCCAUGUCCCGUCUUAGUGCUGGCAUUAAGAUGAGGGUUCACUCCCUGCUGGUUAGCUUUCUUCUUUCCUUUUUUAUUUUUUAUUUACUUAAUUCUGUUAAGUUAUUGACACAAGUGGAGCCUUGUUUUCCAUUCCUGGAAUGAAGAAGUGGCAACUUGUUGUUUGUCCUUCAGGAGUUGCCUUAAGUGAUGAAAUUGCUUUUGCUGUCUUUUUUUGUUCUUGUAUUAUUACAUCUGAAGUGUUUAAUGUUUGUUUUUCCUUUUUUCUUAAUAAA
Molecule: messenger RNA, 3110 nt
Organism: Lepisosteus oculatus (spotted gar)
Lineage: Eukaryota; Metazoa; Chordata; Actinopteri; Semionotiformes; Lepisosteidae
Gene: cbfb
Product: core-binding factor subunit beta
Biological process (GO): regulation of transcription by RNA polymerase II
Cellular component (GO): nucleus; core-binding factor complex
Molecular function (GO): sequence-specific DNA binding; transcription coactivator activity
Source: RefSeq, a predicted model, not a curated record